Molecule: messenger RNA, 1174 nt
Organism: Drosophila hydei
Lineage: Eukaryota; Metazoa; Arthropoda; Insecta; Diptera; Drosophilidae
Product: neugrin
Exons: 1
Coding region: 94-1170 (358 amino acids)
Cellular component (GO): nucleus
Source: RefSeq, a predicted model, not a curated record
GAUACGUUUUCACUACCGGAAUACCUCUAUUUCUCAAUUGUUACCAUAAUAACUUGCGUGCCGCUUAGUCGCACAACCUUUUAUAAGGCUAAAAUGAAAUCACAUCUCAUAAUAAGGAGCUUGUAUACAGCACAAUGGGGACUUUUGGCUCGUGUACCACGCCGUGCCAAUCCCGGCAUGGCAUAUCAAUUGCAAGAUUUGCAACAACAGGCAGCGGAUGCGAGGGAGGAUUAUGCCGACAAUGAAGCGGAUUUUAUGUCUGCACAUAAAGCACAUCGCCAAUACGAGGUGCAAUUGCAGCAACAAAGGGAUCGUGUUCGCCAGUUUAUGAUUAAGCAUAAAUAUUUUCGUGAUGCUAAGUUACCAAAUUUUUUGCUGUACGCAGAAAAAGAGCAAAUGCGUGUGCUGCACGAGCGCGAUGCAGACGAAUGGAGUGUUGAUCGACUCGCCGAGAGCUUUCCAGCUACUCCGGGCAUUGUGCAAAAAGUGUUGCGAUCCAAAUGGCGGCCACAGAGUGUGGAACGCAUACGUUCCCAUGAUGCCGGCGUCAUGAACAAUUGGUCCCGAUUGCGUGCUGGCAAAUGCGCCGAAGUGCCAACUGAAUUCCUGCAGCAUCUGCAAAAGUUUGCCGAGCGCCAGCGACAAGAUCUCCAGCAGUUGUCUCCAGAGCAGUGGCCAACGCGGCCGGAGCUGCCGGUACCCCAAAAAACAGAAUUUCGCGCAUUGCUCGGAAGUAAAUCCAACAAGCAGCUGAUAACCAAGGAGCUUAGCCAGCGAGCAGAGACUAGGAUAAUAAGUCCCUCGGAGGCCGAGGAGGAAACUUAUUUGUUGGACAAAGUAAAAAACAAGCGUAAUAUGCGUUUUCAGGAUCUAAGAAAGGCACAGCUACUACCCCAACAGGAGCAAAAGCAGCAUCUGAUGGAGCGAACGUUGCCAAAUCCCAGUGGAACGGGUGUCUUACCCAAUUUCGUGCAGAAAUUUGAACGCAGUGAAAUUGUGGUUAGUGUUGAGGAUCAACGUAAAUAUGAGAUAAGCAAAGUGAAGGAUUGCAUAGUUAUACCACGCAAAUUAUAUCGAAAAGGAGCCACAUAUCGCGUAGAAGAUGUAUAUUACGAUGAUGAUGGGGAGUUCCUAUAUAGAGUGCCCGGCAUGACGGGCGGAAGCCGAUAAAUUA